AUGAGUGUUGCCCGACGGCCGACGGCUCGCAUUGGAGCUGAACUGAUACGAUGGUCGCUCCCAACAAAGUCUCAGGCGAGCUACAGCUCGUUGACGAAACCAUGGACCUGUGCACAAUGUCGAGGGAAGCAGGACAGCAAGAAGACUCGAGUGGAAUAUGAAUCUGGAUUGAGAAAGCACUUCUCGCAGACCCUCCGAAGACAGGACGGUGGACCUGAAUCACGAAAAGCCAUCAACCCUUCCUCAGAAGAAGCCCAAACCCCCGCCUCCUCCAGCAACACCCUCCCCUCCCACACCGCGAACCAGCGCUCCCAACUUUCCAACCGCGCCUCCAAAGUCCUCGACACCCUGCUCCUCCGCGCCUCAAUCGCAGGCCAACAUAUAAACGUCUACACGGGCACCGACUACUCCGGGAUCGAAGCCCUUCGAAAGGAGAUAACGGAACAAGAACAGAAAGUGCGCGAAUUACAUGCAGCGGUGGACAAAGCGAAGGAAGAGCACCAUGAAGCACACGCGAAGCAGACUUCCGCACAGCGGGAGAUCGUAGCGUUGUUAGAGAGGAAGAGUUCGUGGUCGCCGACGGAUCUGGAGAGGUACAUGUCUCUUGUGCGCUCGGAGCAUAUGAACGAUAUGGAUGUGCAGCAGGCCAAAGAUAAUCUCACGGCUGCAGAGAGGAGUCUAGAAGAUGCUCGGUCGCUCAUGGAGAAGUUGGAGAGGAAGCAAUAUCAUGAGGAGCAAGUGUGGAGUGAUACGAUUAGGAGGAAUAGCACUUGGGUGACGUUUGGGCUGAUGGGGGUGAAUAUUCUGCUGUUGUUGGCCCAGAUUGCCAUCUUUGAGCCGUAUAGGCGAAAGAAGAUUGUGAGGGAUGUUAAGGCUGCUCUCGACGAGAAGACGAUGACUGUGGUGCCGAGUGGGGCGGAGGCAGAGAGGCAGAUUGAUGCAGUGGUUCCGCCGAGGGAGGUUUCUGUCGAGGCGGAGAAGGAUGAUAAGACCUUGCUUGAUAGCUUGUUGCCGCCGAAAGAGGACGUUGGCGGGACACCGCUCGCCGCCGGAGAGAUGUUGCCUUCAGAAGCUGCUGACUUCGCUGGGGCGAUCCCUGUUACGAAGAGCAAUGUCGAACAAGCACCGUCUGAGAAAGGCGCUUCGAAGUCUACCCUUGAGGCAUAUCAAGAAGCGCUUCAGGAUCUAUUCAGCGAACGGAUCGUUCGGCUCAGAAAGGUCGAUGUGACCAACACAGCACUGCAAGGCGCGGCGACCGGCGUGGCCGUCAUGGGCCUUUUAUUCGUACUGUUGCGACCAAGAUGA
This is a messenger RNA of Zasmidium cellare ATCC 36951, 1305 nucleotides long. RefSeq lists its product as uncharacterized. NCBI's taxonomy places the organism in Eukaryota, Fungi, Ascomycota, Dothideomycetes, Mycosphaerellales, Mycosphaerellaceae. Gene Ontology annotation, biological process: inner mitochondrial membrane organization. The coding region runs from base 1 to 1305 and encodes 434 amino acids. The transcript has a single exon. Gene Ontology annotation, cellular component: mitochondrial inner membrane. The record is from RefSeq and is a predicted model, not a curated record.